UUUAGCUUGAGCCUGGUUAGCAUUUUGAUGGGUGACCCAUAGGGAUGGCCAGGUGCUGUAGGCAUGGCACUGUCAGGUGGCCAGUAGAUGGCAGUUCCGUUCCUCAACACAGGAUCCUCCGAAAAAAAAAAGAUUCAUCAAGGUUUUGUUUUUGGUAAAUAAUUUCCGUUAAUAUAUUUAUAAUUAUUAAUAGAUGGGUGAUUGUCAUGACACUGAGAGAGACAAUGAGACAAACAUGAAGUCUUACAUAUGCUGUGCUCCCCUCAUUUGAAUUCAGCCUCAAACGUAAUGUGAGGCUUUGUGUUAAUCGAAUGUGGCUUGAUGUGAUUUGGCUUCAAUUAUACGCUAAUUUUAAAUAAGAGAAUGGGGUACAAUAUUUAGGUCUCGAAAGCCCAAUUCUUGAGCAGAAGUAAUGAAAGUAUUUUUUACCAGAAAUAAUCAAACGUAUAUUAAAUCAAAGACCACUGGGAUAUGCAAGCAUUAUUUUAAAGGGGAAUCAUGAUUUGCUUAAUGCUUGAAUCACUCAUGUGCUAUGAUCUACAGUUGGAUGGGGAGCGGGUGACGCCCCCACUGGUGUUACCGGGGAUGCACGUGUCUCUGAGCGGCUCAUACCUUGUGCUCAUGACCAACUUCAGCCUCAAGGUUCGAUUCGAUGGGCACCAUCAAGUGGAGGUGUCUGUACCAAUGGAGUACGCUGGGCAGCUCUGUGGACUCUGCGGAAACUUUAAUGGUGAUAUUGAUGAUGACUUACUCAUGCCAAAUGGGUCAUUGGCUGCUUCCGAAACCAAGCUGGGAAACAGUUGGAUAUCAGAUAACAGCUCAGCUGAGUGAGUGAUCACUCGCCCAUUUUGCAUCUUCGUGUAAAAUAUUAUUCAUGAAAACUGCACUUUCUGUUUGCUUUCUGUUUUUUUAGACAGUUUCGCUGGUGUUAAAUUGCUGCACACCA
Molecule: messenger RNA, 946 nt
Organism: Petromyzon marinus (sea lamprey)
Lineage: Eukaryota; Metazoa; Chordata; Hyperoartia; Petromyzontiformes; Petromyzontidae
Source: RefSeq, a predicted model, not a curated record